Larimichthys crocea (large yellow croaker) is the source of this 2325-nucleotide messenger RNA. RefSeq names its product methyltransferase 13, eEF1A lysine and N-terminal methyltransferase (gene mettl13). The coding region runs from base 92 to 2185 and encodes 697 amino acids. The transcript is spliced from 9 exons. The record is from RefSeq and is a predicted model, not a curated record. Lineage: Eukaryota; Metazoa; Chordata; Actinopteri; Sciaenidae.
GGUGCAGCCUGCAAUGCUGUCCGACUCGGAAACGUCAGAGUGCCAUGUGGACAAGAAGUAAACAGAGUCCGACACCGAGCACCGACCCACGAUGAGUCUGUUACCCCGCACCGCCGAGGAGUUCAGCUCCGCAGAGUACUGGGAGAGAUUCUUCAAGAAGCGCGGGGAGAAAUCCUUCGAGUGGUACGGAGACUACAACCAGCUGUGCGGGGUGCUGCACAAAUACAUCCGAGCACAGCACAAGGUGUUGGUGGUCGGUUGUGGUAACUCUGAGCUGAGUGAACAGCUGUAUGAUGUCGGCUACAAACAUCUAACCAAUAUCGACAUCAGCGAGACAGUGGUGACGCAUAUGAACCAGCGAAACGCUGAACGUCGGCCAGGUCUGACCUUCCAGCAGGUGGAUGCCACACAGACUCCAUAUGAGGAUGCCAGCUACCAGGCUGCUCUGGACAAGGGCACGCUGGAUGCCAUGGCAUCAGAAGAAGAAGGAGCGCUGGCUAGGAACAUGCUCACUGAGGUGGGCCGUGUGCUAAGCGUUGGCGGCCGGUAUGUCUGCGUGACGCUGGCUCAGGAGAGUGUGAUCAAGUUGGCUGUAGAGCACUUUGUUCAGCUGGGGUGGGCGGUGAGGCUUCACUGUCUGCAGGAGGAAAGCGGGAAAGAAGAGGAGUCCUUCGCUCUGCCUGUCUUUGUUCUGGUCUGCACCAAGUUUCGUCAGCCUAUGCCCACGCCCAUUCUGGAGAUGUGUCUCGGGGAAGAUGGAGCCCCAACUCGUCUCACACAGGUAGCAGAGUUGUUGUCGGCUGUGAGGGAGCACCAGGCUUACUCUGUCUUGAAGAAGAGACUCCGUACAGGCACGGACGCCAGCUCGAACCUCUCGCUCACUCUCUGCCACACCAAGACUGGCCUUCCCAGAUACACUCUCACAGUGCAAGACUGUCCCCCAGCUGCCAAGGUGCCGAGAUCAAACCAGUUUGCUAUUUUUAUUGUCCCUCAAGGUAGUGAGACAGCUUGGCUGUACAGCUCCAGUGAGGGACGAAGGCAGCUGGCAGCCAGUGCGAACUUUCGACGCCUGGUUAUUGUGGCAAUGCACAGGAAUCAGGAGUACGCAGACAUGCAGGCUGUCCAGUCAGAACUCUCACCCAUGGUUAUGGACCUGGCGCCGCCGGGUAUGCCAGCCAAUCAGCAGGUGCCGUUCCUGUCGGUUGGAGGUGACCUGGGAUGGCGAGAGGAGGUCAGCAGGGGUGUGAGUGAGCUGAGCGGGGAGUACUGUGUGGAGAAUGUCAAAGGAGAAGAUGGAGAACUGUAUCGGAGGCUCGUUUUCCUGUCUAACGCUAACCUCGUCCAAUCAGAGAGUCGUCUUGUCCCUUCGAAUACUGCAUCAAGUCACAAGAAGAAAAAUAAAAAGAAGGCCAAGCCAACAGCUGCUCCAGUAACAUCUUCGACCUCUCUGUCAGUGGACAGUGGCUUCCUCUGCUGCGCUCACCACGAAGUUAUGGUGGCCGGCCUCGCCAUGCUCGGGGUUGGCAUGCCGCAGAACAAAGGUGUCCCAGUGUCAGUGCUCCUGGUGGGGCUCGGUGGUGGAGGCCUGCCUCAGUUUCUACGGGACUUUGUGCCCGAUGUUACUGUCGAGGUUGUAGAACUAGACCCUGUUGUGAUGGACGUGGCGAAGCAAUGGUUCGGGUUCAGACCGGAUGAUCGUUUGACUGUCACUCUUGGAGACGGCCUGGAACGCAUCUGUGCCCUGGAGAAAGAAGGGGGUCGUUUGUUUGAUGCCAUCAUGUUCGAUGUAGACAAUAAAGACAGUACUGUGGGGAUGAGCUGUCCACCUGCUGCCUUUGUUGAAAGCUCGAUCCUGCAGAAAGUCAGCAGCCUGCUGACCUCCAGAGGUGUAUUCAUCCUGAACCUUGUGUGUCGCGACUCGGCCUUGAGGAAGAGCGUCUCGGAGCGUGUGAGCGCAGUGUUUCCCACCAUCCUCUCCAGAAAGAUCGAAGGGGAGGUCAACGAAGUCCUUCUGUGCUCCCGUGGUGAAAAAAACAAGACGCAGACGGACGCCGAUCGCAUCCUUUCAUCCACGAAGCAAUCAGCCAAGAGUCUGCAGAGCGCACUGUGCUCUAACAGGACUGGAACCAACAGCAGCCCUCACAUAGACAUUGCAGAGUUGUUGAAAGACUUGAAAGUAGAGUAAAGUUGAGAUUUAAUCAUGUGAGACUGUUUGAGAGGAUCCUGCAAUAUUAAGUGCUCUGACUUUGCCCUUCAGUGCCAUGAAAAUGAAAGUUUAAUGAUGUAAAACAUAUAUAAUCACAAGUAAAGAACAUUUAUCCUUUA